This is a messenger RNA of Ilex paraguariensis (yerba mate), 1296 nucleotides long. The record is from the annotation of a GenBank genome assembly. NCBI's taxonomy places the organism in Eukaryota, Viridiplantae, Streptophyta, Magnoliopsida, Aquifoliales, Aquifoliaceae.
AUGCCUGAGAAAGAGCAAGGCUUUAUACAAGAAAUUUGGGGGCAACGGCGUCGUAUUCAAUCGGAAGUAAUGACAUUUUUGCGAAUUUUUGUGCGGUUUCUUCUUCUUCUACUGCUGGUCUUCUUUAUUCCAAACGCACCCCAGCCAGUUCAAGCGUUUACUGGAACUUACGGGAUUAAUUAUGGAAGAAUUGCUGAUAAUAUCCCUUCACCUGAUGAAGUGGUUAAGCUUCUAAGAUCAGCCAAGAUAAAGAAUGUUCGAAUAUAUGAUGCGGAUCAUAGUGUCCUCCAAGCUUUUAGUGGUACUGGGCUUGAAUUGGUGGUUGGACUACCCAAUGGUUACGUUAAAGAGAUGAGUUCUAAUGCAGAUCAUGCCCUGACUUGGGUCAAAGAUAAUGUGGAGGCAUUUCUUCCUGAUACACACAUUGUUGGUAUUGCUGUGGGGAACGAAGUUUUGGGAGGGAGUGAUUCUGAACUUGCGGAAGCCCUUUUGGGUGCAGUGAAAAAUAUUUAUAAUGCCACAAAAACACUUCAAAUAGAUGAUGUAGUUCAGAUUUCUACUGCACAUUCACAGGCUGUUUUUGCUAAUUCUUACCCUCCUUCUUCGUGUACUUUCGGAGAGAAUGUUGUUCAGCACAUGAAGCCACUAUUAGAGUUAUUCUCACAGAUCGGGUCCCCUUUCUGUUUAAAUGCAUACCCAUUUUUGGCUUACAUGUAUAAUACGGAUGAUACAAUUGACAUAAAUUAUGCUCUUUUCCAGAAAAACAAGGGUAUAUAUGAUCAGAAAACUGAUCUUCAUUAUGAUAACAUGCUUGAUGCUCAGAUUGAUGCAGCUUAUGCGGCUUUGGAAGAUGCUGGACUUAAAAAGAUGGAAGUUAUAGUUACGGAGACAGGUUGGGCUUCUCGUGGGGAUCAAAAUGAAGCUGCAGCCACAGUAGACAACGCGAGGACAUUCAAUUAUAAUCUGCGAAAAAGGCUUGCCAAGAAGAAGGGGACUCCGUUUAGGCCAAAAUCUGUUCUGAAGGCAUACAUUUUUGCAGUGUUUAAUGAGAAUUUGAAGCCUGGACCAACUUCUGAGAGGAAUUUUGGACUGUUUAAAGCUGAUGGGAGCAUUUCAUACGAUAUUGGAUUUUCUGGACUGAAAUCUUCAUCUGCAGCUUCAUCUCUUUUGUCUUGGAAGGUCUUUGCAUCACCUUCACUGUUUAUACCUUACAUAAAUCUUUGCCUUGUAAAUUUUGUCAUUGGGGAAGUGAUGGAAAAGGAGACGAGGCAUACUAAGUACAGUCCUCAGGACUAA